AUGGAGCUGGCUCAUAGUUUGUUACUGAACGAGGAAGCAUUAGCUCAAAUCACAGAAGCAAAGAGACCAGUCUUUAUCUUUGAGUGGUUAAGAUUUUUGGAUAAAGUGCUGGUAGCUGCUAAUAAGACAGAUGUCAAGGAAAAACAGAAGAAACUUGUAGAACAGCUGACAGGACUCAUCAGCAGUUCCCCUGGGCCACCUACGCGAAAACUACUAGCAAAAAAUCUUGCUGCUCUCUACAGCAUUGGAGACACAUUUACUGUUUUUCAGACGCUUGACAAGUGUAAUGACAUCAUCAAGAGCAAAGAUGAUACUGCAGCCUACCUGCCCACAAAACUGGCUGCUGUGGCAUGUGUUGGAGCAUUUUAUGAAAAAAUGGGCAGAAUGCUGGGUAGUUCUUUUCCGGAAACGGUGAAUAAUCUUUUAAAGUCUCUGAAAAGUGCAGAGUCUCAGGGCCGCAGUGAAAUUCUGAUGGGUUUACAGAAAGUCCUAAAUGGACUUGGAGGAGCAGCAGCUUCUUGUCACCGUGAUAUUUAUAAGAAUGCUCGAUCUCUGUUGACGGACAGAUCUAUGGCUGUACGAUGCGCAGUGGCUAAGUGUCUGCUGGAAUUACAGAAUGAAGCGGUGUUUAUGUGGACAGCUGAACUAGAGAAUGUUGCAACGCUGUGCUUUAAAGCUCUCGAAAACUCAAACUAUGGUGUGCGAGUUGCAGUGUCAAAGCUUUUGGGGACGGUCAUGGCUACAGCACUGAUACCAAAACAAGCAACAGUGAUGCGACAGAAUGUGAAGAGAGCCACGCUUGAGGAGGUCUUGGAGCUAAUGGCCACAGGAUUUCUGCGAGGGGGAUCUGGUUUCCUAAAGAGUGGUGGAGAGAUGUUAAAAGUAGGAGGAUCUGUCAAUAGGGAAGUGCGAGUUGGUGUUACCCAGGCCUACGUUGUCUUUGUUACAACAUUAGGGGGUCAGUGGUUGGAGCGCAACUUUGCUACAUUUUUAUCACAUGUCCUUGAUCUGGUCUCCCAUCCUCGUGCAACUCAGACCCACGUGGAGGCAGUUUACUCUCGAAGAUGCGUGUCCUUUAUCCUGAGAGCAACUGUGGGCAGCUUACUUGGGGAGAAAGCACAGAUUGCAGCUGCCAAAGAUAUAUGUCAAGCCAUUGGUAAACAAAUGAAGGCAGUGGAAGCAGUAGUGAAUGAUGCUAACAGCGAAAAUAAAUCAGGAGCUGCUGAUGUAGCUGCAAGCCAGCAUGUAAUGGUGUGCGCCCUCCAGGAACUGGGUAGUCUGGUUCAGAGUCUGAAUGCCACUGCAUCUCCUCUUAUUCAAGAACCCUCUAUUG
This is a messenger RNA of Fulmarus glacialis (Northern fulmar), 1333 nucleotides long. Its product is annotated as HEAT repeat-containing protein 5B-like. The transcript has 8 exons. The annotation marks the transcript as partial. Gene Ontology annotation, biological process: endocytosis; retrograde transport, endosome to Golgi; intracellular protein localization. The record is from RefSeq and is a predicted model, not a curated record. Gene Ontology annotation, cellular component: Golgi apparatus; membrane; endocytic vesicle. NCBI's taxonomy places the organism in Eukaryota, Metazoa, Chordata, Aves, Procellariiformes, Procellariidae.